AUGAAUCGGGAAGACGAAGUACUUGCAGUAGCUGCCGUUUUAAUAAUCAAGAAGUUGAGAGAGCCAAAAAAGCGGAGACCAAAUAAAUCUUGGAUUGAAAAGAAAGCAACUUACUCUCAUAUUAAUUUAAUUCGAGAAUUAGUUAAUCAGCCAGACGAUUUUCGUAGUUACCUGCGCAUGGACGAGACGACUUAUCGAAAUUUAUUACAUUUAGUUACACCAAUAAUACAAAAAACUGAUACUGUUAUGAAAAGUUCUAUCACGCCACAUGAAAGAUUAACGGCAACUUUAAGAUUUUUGGCAACUGGUAGAACCUAUGAGGAUCUCAAGUUUUCUACGUGUAUUUCUAAAUCCGCCCUCAGCAAGAUAAUUCCUGAGACGUGCGAUGCCAUUUACACAGUAUUAAAACAAGAAUAUUUAAAGUUUCCUAAAACUACAGCCGAAUGGAAGAAUAUUGCGUUGGACUUUCAAGAGAAAUGGAAUUUUCCACAUUGUUUAGGUGCUGUAGACGGAAAGCACGUACAAAUUAGAACGCCUCCUGGAAAAGUAGUUGUACCAGGUCAACCUCAUUUAAAUUAUGUUUUUGUGGGAGACGAAGCUUUUGCAAUGAGACCCGACUUUUUGAAGCCAUAUAAUCAAAGAGAGCUUAACAAUGAAAAAAGAAUAUUCAACUACCGUUUAUCUAGAGCUAGACGCAUUAUAGAAAACACCUUUGGAAUUUUGGCUAACCGUUUUAGAAUAUUCCAUACAUCCAUUAAUUUGAAACUGGAUAAUAUCGACAAAGUUGUUCUGGCAUGUUGUGCUCUUCACAAUUUUUUAAGGAGAAAUUCGGCUAACUCAUAUACACCUAAUGACGUAUUUGACUUUGAAGAUAUUUCAACUGGUACCACUACCCCUGGACUGUGGACACAACCUGAGAAUUUAUUAAAUCCCGCGAGCAGUCACAGUCGCCAUCACAGUGCCGAAGCAAAAGAUGUGAGGACAAGUUUUAAAAACUAUUUUAAUAGUAGUUAA
This is a messenger RNA of Anthonomus grandis grandis, 1014 nucleotides long. RefSeq lists its product as uncharacterized. Lineage: Eukaryota; Metazoa; Arthropoda; Insecta; Coleoptera; Curculionidae. The record is from RefSeq and is a predicted model, not a curated record. The transcript is spliced from 3 exons. Bases 1 to 1014 code for a protein of 337 amino acids.